CAGCCUAAGAGCCAAGAGGGAGGGAGUGUGGGAAUGAGAGCAGGAGGGCAGAGGUAAAGAGUGGUAGGGCGGAGGUAGAGAUAGCGAGGGAGCGACACAGAGGGAAUGCAGCAGUCCUGCCUGAACUGAGCUGCAUGGAACUGGACCUAAAGGAGCGGAGACAGGGAUUCUUGGAAGAGGGGAAGGGGAGGGGGGGAACUACAGGAGAGGAGGGGAGAGAGGUGUCGGAACUAGGAGGAGAGUUGGAGGAAGAGUGUGAGGUAGAGUUGGACUCAGGACUGUGUGUAGAGGGGGAGUCAGAGCGGAGUGUAGGACAGAUGGGGCUAGACUCAGGGGAACGAAUAGAGGGACAGAAGGAGCAGGAGGAUCAUUGGCUUAACAUUGAGGGACAGCUAGAGUGUUUACCUGGACGUCAGGGAGAGUUAGAGUUAGGUUUGGACUCAAGGUUGACAGGGGAGAGCAUGGAGGAAUCACACAUGAAGGAACUAUCAGAUGUACAUUCAUGGGAAAAGAUGAAGAGAGGGACAGAGAUAGAUAAAAGGAUAGAGGUAGAGGGGGAGAGGGUGGAAUCUCACAUAUGGAUGGGGGGAGAGACUGAGGACAAAAGUAUGGAGGAAGAGUUGAAGUUGCGUUUAAGGCCGGUGAAGGAGAAAAGAGGGAUGUCUGUUCGUAUUUCCCUGGAGGAGGUGGAGAGAUACUACCGUUUCUCCCGUUGCUGCUACUGGCUACAAAAUGAGAUCAUGCAGCAGGAGAGCAGUCCCCUCUGUGCCAUCGACAUCACCCCUGACCUCAGGAAGCAGUUUGCCUACCUCUCAGGGGGCCGAGGGCAGAACGGCAGCCCCAUCAUUGUGUUCCCAGAGUUUCCUGCAUUCGGAGAAAUCCAGGAGAGGGAGUUCCACAACGUGCUCACAUACCUGACCAGCAUCCCCAGUCUGUCUGCGGCAGGAGUGGGUUUUAUCCUGGUCAUUGACCGGCGGCAGGACCGAUGGGCGGCCGUCAAGGGGACCCUGCUCCGCAUUGCAGGUUCGUUCCCAGGGAACCUGCAGUUAGUUCUGGUAUUGAGGCCCACCACCUUAUUCCAGAGGACACUCUCAGACAUCUUGUUCAAGUUCAACAAGGAUGAAUUCAAGAUGAAGGUGCCGAUGAUUAUGCUGAGUUCUGUGACUGAGCUCCACUCCUACAUAGACCGGACACAACUGACUACUGAGCUGGGAGGAACCCAGGAGUACUGCCACGAGAAGUGGAUCUCACACCGCACCGCCAUUGAGGGCUUUGCUCUGAUGGUAAAGAGAACAGCUCAGAUCCUGCAGUCGUUUGGGACAGAGCUAGCAGAGACCGAACUACCCAAUGACAUCCAGGCUACCAGCAACCUACUGGGGACACACAUCAACAAGAAGAGCAAGAUGAAGGAGGAUCUGCUGGUGGCUUUAGGACAGGGCAGCAGACUGUUGGAGAGUAUUAAUGAGCCAGUGGUCAGAGACCCAGACCACAACAUGAACCAGGACGAACUGGAGAACCUGGCCACCGUACAGAGACUGCUUUCCCAGUUGAAUGAGACAGAACGGGCUUUUGAUGAGUUCUGGGAGAGACAUAAGACCAAGCUGGAGCAAUGUCUGCUACUCCGUCACUUUGAACACAACUACAGAGAGGUGAGGUGUCUGCUGGACCAGGUGGCACAGAGAUUGACAGCUUUCUCGGAGGUGGGGAUAAGCCCCGCCCACGCUGAUCACAUCUUCCGCGAGCUGAGCAGCCACGAGGAGAGAGUCUGUGAGGUACUGGACCGAGCCCAGGCUCUGGCCCGUGAGGGUGACGAGUUGAUUCAGAACACCCACUAUGCUGAGGACUCCAUCCAGCCCAAAUGCAUUGAGCUCCGAGCCGUGAACGAGGAACUGAGCACUUACCUGAGAGCAAAGAAAGACCACUUACUCAGAGCUAUAGAGCUGCACCACAGCCUGGAGAGGGCUGCUAAGUGGUGUGAUGAUGGCAUCUACCUGCUGGCCUCUCAGCCCGUGGACAAGUGUCAGUCACAUGACGGGGCGGAGUCAGCGCUGCAGGAGAUUGAGCGUUACCUGGAUACAGCAGGACAGAACAAACUGACUGAUCCUAGUGCCAUCUGCAGGGACUACGAAACAGUGCUCAACCUGGAGUUCAGAGACCAAGUGGACAAGGUGUUCCAGAAGCAGGUCUCCAUGCAGGAGAUGUUUGAGAAGAGGAGGGUCAGUCUGAAGAAGCUGGCAGCCAAACACACCAGGCCAGUCCAGCCUGUGGCCCCAAGGCCUGAAGCCAUCAAGUCCCCACUGUCCUCGCCAGCAAAGAGAGUGCUGGAGAAGAGCUGCUCAGAGGGAGACUCUGUGAACAGGGUCAGCUGUAGAAAAGUGGAGGGCCAGCUACAGAGCAACAGAAGUGCCUCUAUGUCAGAGGAGGACGAGAACCUGGCCAUCCUCAGAAAACAUGUAAUGAAUGAGCUGCUGGAGACAGAGAGGGCAUACGUGGAGGAACUGCUCUGUGUUCUACAGGGCUAUGCCUCAGAGAUGGACAACCCAGCCAUGGCCAGUCUCAUGCCCAUUCCUCUGCAAAACAAGAAAGAUGUGCUGUUUGGCAACAUGCCAGAGAUCUACCACUUCCACAAAAGGACCUUUCUGAGGGAGUUGGAAGAGUACGAAGACUGCCCGGAACUUGUGGGUCGGUGUUUUCUGGAGAGGAUGACAGACCUGCAGAUCUAUGAGAAGUAUUGUCAGAAUAAACCUCGCUCUGAGAGCUUGUGGAGACAGUGCUCCGACUGCUCCUUCUUCCAGGAGUGUCAGAAGAAGCUGGAACAUAAACUGGGCUUGGACUCCUAUCUCCUGAAACCGGUCCAGAGAAUCACCAAAUACCAGCUCCUGUUGAAGGAGCUGCUGAAGUACAGUAAGGGCUGUGAGGGGUCAGAAGACCUGCAGGAGGCGCUCACCUCCAUCCUGGGCAUCCUGAAGGCUGUCAACGACUCCAUGCACCUCAUCGCUAUCACUGGAUACGAUGGUAACAUGGGCGACCUGGGACGGCUGCUGAUGCAGGGGUCAUUCAGUGUGUGGACAGAACACAAGAAAGGUCAUGCCAAGGUCAAGGACCUGGCCCGCUUUAAGCCCAUGCAGAGACACCUGUUCCUGCAUGAGAAGGCCCUGCUCUUCUGUAAGAGACGGGAGGAGAACGGGGAGGGCUACGAGAAAGCCCCCUCCUACAGCUUCAAACAGUCCCUCAAUAUGAGUGCUGUGGGCAUCACUGAGAACGCCAAAGGUGACAACAAGAAGUUUGAGGUCUGGUGCAACUCACGGGAGGAGGUGUAUAUCGUUCAGGCCCCAACGUCUGAGGUAAAAACAACGUGGGUGAAGGAGAUCCGGAAGGUUCUGACAACGCAGCUGGAAGCCUACAGAGAAGCCAGUCAACAGAGGCCGUCAGACGGACUGUUCCAGUUCCCCUCUUGUGCUGGAGCACCUGUCAGCCUCAGUCCGUUUAGAAGAGGGGAGAGGAGCAUGAAGGAGAAGAAGGGAGAACCCAGCAGCCCUGACGCUAACUCCUGCUCCUUCCCAAAGACCAAAGAAGAAGCAGCGACCAGUCCUACCUCAGACAGAGCAGCUGUGGCUAAAAAGCGUUUUACCUUGCAGGGCUUCAGCAACUUCAACAAAGACCUCUCGCCUCCUGACAAUAAAAGCUUAACUUUACCCAGGAUUCCCUUCUCUCCAUCAGGAUCUCCCACAAGCCCUGACCAUAAAACCAAACGUCAUGAGAUAAAGAGUGAUCCUACUCCGUUCGGCUUUAAAGACCCAGGCCCUCACGCUCACCUCCACCUGGGCAGAGUCAGGUGGUUCAGCACCUCGAGUCUCUUACAGGCCAAGAGGAGAGGAUGGACCAAGGGCUCUCUCUCAUUGGACGCCAAUGAGGAGAAUGAUGGAUACUCUAGCCCUGAAGAGCCCCUGAACUCAGACCCCGAGGACGAGGAGGGAAAGAAACUAUGUGCAGGGAAGUACACAGUGGUGUCUGACUAUGAGAAGGGAGAAGGCCAGGACCUGUCAGUCAAGAGUGGUGAAACGGUGCAGCUGAUCAAGGAGGGAGAUGAUGGACAGUGGUUUGUGAAGAACUUGAAGACCAAGCAGGAGGGCUGGGUGGCUGCAGCCAACAUUCUCACCCUGAUUGGAGAGUCCAAGUCCUGCCAGUCUCUCACCAGCUCAGAGGGCAGUGGCUCAGGGAACCUCAGCACUUCAUCCAGCUGCUGUGAGACUUACACCAGCUUCUCUGACAUCAAGCCCUGAACCCUCCACCCUUCCCUGGCCCCAUCAGGCCACCUCAGACCCUUUCUCUCCAGAUCCCAACCCAACAGCACCAGCUGGUGGCUCCCCCAGCAAGACAGCACUUUCUCCCCCCCACCCUAAACACAACUUCACCCACCUUACCCAGAGGCAAGCCCUUCUAUUAGGAUACUGGUCAGAAACGUCAAGAAGAUGCCAACAAUAGACUUCAUCAGAUAUCAUUGACUAGAGAAUGGGCUCCAGCGCCCUUGUGUAGUUGAAGAGAUGUAGUGUAGGUGGGCAGCAGCUACCCAUAGACACUAAUCUUAGGUCAGUUUGGCACUUUUGCAUGUAUCCUUCAUAAAAUUGUCAAGGUUAGGAUUGGGGAUUACUACAGUAUUAGUAGCACUGUUAGUAGCACUAACAGACAAAAUGCUAUGGACAAGAUGGAACCUGACAUAACCCAUAGAAAUAUAAUACCAUUUGGUUAUGAAUUCUAAUUCAAAGUUAACCUAAUCAGGUGUCACUGAUAUAGCGACACCAUCUGGCAUAGAGUGGUGGAUAUGGAUCGGGUUGAGCCCUUUUUGUUGUACUGUAAGCCUAUAAGUAAGUUACUGUAAGUUACAAUGCUGUUGGUCUGCAUCAUGGUCCCCUUGAUUGUCUACAAAUAGACAAGACUGUAUUUUUUUUUAUAUAAAAUGAUUGUAAAUAAGAAAGAUUAUGAUUGAAAAGUAGACCGUGUGUAGCUUUUCAGAUUGUUGCUCUAAGUUCUACCAGUCACCUCAACUGGUGGCCAUAUAAGUAACCAAUAUGACCUUUUGUAGGCCUGUGACUAUCUUAUUGCCUCUUGGAGAGUGAGGAGUUACUGUUUAUUUGAAAACAGAAGGAAGGGAAUGACUCUUGUUAUGUACUUUGAUAAAGAUGUUAUUCUAUGUCUGUCUAUCUCUAUAAUGUAAUCUCUCUCUCUCCCUCCUUCUUGUUCUCAUAGCCUACCCUGUCCUGCAGCAUUAGUUUUGUAUAUGGUUCAGACAGAGCAGUCACAGUAUCACUGUUUCCUCUGUCCUCGUCAAAUGACUUUAUUAUGAGAUCCCCUUUCCAUCCAUUUCACAUGACUUUAGUCAUUGCAGGUGUCUUCUCCAUGUGUACUGUGAACUUUCCUAGUUUUGUGAAUAACUCAGUGUAUAGUCAUAACUUAUUUAUUGUAAAGCAAUCAUAUUUUUUUAUGUAGAUAUUGUUUAUUAACUCACUUUUCUUUAUGAAAUCAGAAAUUCUCUCAGUCAGCAGUUGUGAAUCUGUUUUUUUAUAUUAAAGGACUUGUGGUACAGGUAA
This is a messenger RNA of Oncorhynchus tshawytscha (Chinook salmon), 5588 nucleotides long. Its product is annotated as guanine nucleotide exchange factor DBS. The record is from RefSeq and is a predicted model, not a curated record. NCBI's taxonomy places the organism in Eukaryota, Metazoa, Chordata, Actinopteri, Salmoniformes, Salmonidae. Gene Ontology annotation, biological process: intracellular signal transduction; positive regulation of Rho protein signal transduction. Gene Ontology annotation, cellular component: extrinsic component of membrane; cytoplasm. Gene Ontology annotation, molecular function: guanyl-nucleotide exchange factor activity; protein binding. The transcript is spliced from 34 exons. Bases 135 to 4283 code for a protein of 1382 amino acids.